AACGACGAAUACUAUGCAUCUGCAGAGAGGCAUCACCGUAAAUACUGUACGGACAAUGCAGAAACCAGUUUGACUAUAAAUCAGCUUUGCUAAAACGCCCAAUCAGGAAAAAGCUAAACCCGGAAGUAAUUUAUCCAGCUGUUGGUGUGUGUGUGUGAGAGAGAAACAUAGAGAGAGAAACAAACAGAGAGAGAGGAGAUGGUGGUUGUUUGUGGCUUUCUUUGGGAUGAAAAUAAUACACCGUAUGAAAAUGUAACCGACGACAUAAAUCCACGUCUGGUCUCGAACAAGGAACAUUGUGGGAAAUAUGCUCUUGUGGAAGGCAUAGACGCCAGUGUGCAGAUCUGGGUUGCAUCUGUGGUAUUUGGGCCUGGAUGAGGUCUUGUAGCCAACCAUGUUCCCCUGCUCCACCACAACACAGUAGACCAGAGGAGAGUAGACAGACAGUAGAAUUCAAUGUCAUUGUGAAGAGGACAAGGUCAUUGUGAAGAGGACACUGUGAAGAGGACACUGUGAGUGCAGGAUGCAGUCUUCAGGCCACCGGCAGCGUGACACAGAGCAGCACCAACCCCUGCUGUCAGCUGACGAUGACCCUGAGGCUGGGGCAGGUCCUCUGUGUCCUCCGGCUGACCAGGACGGCCUGUGGUUUAUCCAGGACAGCUGUGGUAUAGUCUGUGGUGUGGUGACCUGGUUGUUGGUCCUCUACGCUGACUUUGUGGUCAAUCUGGUGAUGCUGCUGCCAAACAAGAGCUUGUGGUACUCCGUGAUCAACGGAGCGCUGUUUAACUUCCUGGUCGUCAUGGCGCUGGCCUCGCAUCUACGGGCCAUGCUGUCAGACCCGGGGGCGGUUCCUAAGGGCAACGCCACCAAAGAGUACAUGGACAGUCUGCAGCUGAAACCUGGAGAGGUCAUCUAUAAAUGUCCCAAGUGUUGCAGCAUCAAGCCACAGAGGGCCCAUCACUGCAGUAUCUGUAAGCGCUGUAUCCGUAAGAUGGACCACCACUGUCCCUGGGUCAACAACUGUGUCGGGGAGAAGAACCAGCGCUUCUUUGUGCUCUUCACUAUGUACAUAGCUCUGAUCUCGGUCUACGCCCUCUGCCUCAGUUUCCUACAGUUCUACAGCUGUGUCAAUGACCAGUGGAAUGAAUGCACCGACUUCUCUCCGCCAGUGGCGGUGAUGCUGAUGAUCUUCCUCUGUCUGGAGGCCUUCCUCUUCCUCACCUUCACCGUGGUGAUGUUCGGAACGCAGAUACACUCCAUCUGCAACGACGAGACGGAGAUCGAGCGUCUGAAGAAUGAGAAGCCGACGUGGGAGCGGCGUGUGCGCUGGGAGGGGAUGAAGGCCGUGUUCGGAGGCCCGCCCUCCUUCCUCUGGUUCAACCCAUUCACCGGCCUGCGUCUGCGGCGCCUACUGAUGACACGUACACGCCGUAGUGGUGUGGAGUUCUCUGUCUGAGGGCUGAGCAGCCAAACACAGCUCUUCACCGUCUGAUACCCCCGGACCUCUCUGGACCGUCUGGUACCCCCGGACCUCUCUGGACCGUCUGAUACCCCCGGACCUCUCUGGACCGUCUGAUACCUCUGGACUGUCUGGUACCCCGGACCUCUCUGGACCGUCUGAUACCCCCGGACCUCUCUGGACCGUCUGGUACCCCCGGACCUCUCUGGACCGUCUGAUACUCCCGGACCGUCUGGUACCCCGGACCUCUCUGGACCGUCUGAUACCCCCGGACCUCUCUGGACCGUUGAACACAUCAUGGGGGUUCUGGUGGUACCUCUGGACUGAUAGGAUGGGGGUGUGAUCUGUGACCUACGUAAUGUAGAACAGCUGUACCCCCCCCAUACACACUACAGGGGCUCCCCUGAAGUCCCUGACUCUCUGCCCUUAGAAAAAGUGCUUCCAGCAUGGCUGUCUCCACCCCACUGACAGGGAGACCUGUAUCUGGGUCUGUCCUCCACACAGAGAGACUAGGGCUUUAUCUGGGUCUGUCCUCCACACAGAGAGACUAGGGCUUUAUCUGGGUCUGUCUGUCCACAUAGAGAGACUAGGGCUUUAUCUGGGUCAGAGUGUCCACACAGAGAGAGUAGGGCUUUAUCUGGGUCUGUCCUCCACACAGAGAGACUAGGGCUUUAUCUGGGUCUGUCCUCCACACAGAGAGACUAGGGCUUUAUCUGGGUCUGUCCUACACACAGAGAGCCUUGGGCUUUAUCUGGGUCAGUCUGUCCACACAGAGAGACUAGGGCUGAAUAUGGGUCAGUCUGUCCACACAGCGAGACUAGGGCUUUAUCUGGGUCAGUCUGUCCACACAGCGAGACUAGGGCUGAAUAUGUUUCUGGGCCUGUCCUCUACACAGAGAGACUAGGGCUGAAUAUGGGUCUGUAUCUGGGUCAGUCUGUCCACACAGAGAGACUAGGGCUGAAUAUGGGUUUGUAUCUGGGUCAGUCUGUCCACACAGAGAGACUAGGGCUGAAUAUGCUUCUGGGUCUGUAUCUGGGUCAGUCCUCUACACAGAGAGACUAGGGCUAAAUAUGGGUCUGGGUCUGUCCUCCACACAGACUAGGGCUUUAUCUGGGUCUGUAUCUGGGUCAGUCCUCCACACAGAGAGACUAGGGCUUUAUCUGGGUCUGUAUCUGGGUCAGUCCUCUACACACAGAGACUAGGGCUGAAUAUGAGUCUGUAUCUGGGUCAGUCUGUCCACACAGCGAGACUAGGGCUUUAUCUGGGUCUGUAUCUGGGUCAGUCCUCCACACAGAGAGACUGGGGCUGAAUCUCAAGCUGAACCCUUGGCCGCUAAUCCUUUUGUGUUUGAUAGUGAUCACUCAACUGCCACUGUUCUGGGACAGGGAGAGACCAGCCUGCCCUCCUCUGCUGUGAGUCCCAUUCAGUCAGUCAGCCAGCCAGCCAGCCAGUCAGUCAGUCAGCCAGUCAGCCAGUCAGUCAAUCAGUCAGUCAGCCAGCCAGCCAGUCAGUCAAUCAGCCAGUCAGCCAGCCAGUCAGUCAGUCAAUCAGUCAGCCAGUCAGUCAAUCAGCCAGUCAGUCAGUCAAUCAGUCAGCCAGCCAGUCAGCCAGCCAGCCAGUCAAUCAGCCAGUCAAUCAGUCAGCCAGCCAGCCAGUCAGCCAGUUUGCUUUUUUAAGGAGCUCCUCUUCUGUCUUUUUGAUGAAGAACCUGCAGUAUGGAACUGUCGAGGUGUCACUCACAAUCAUUGUUCUACUCUGAAGACACUGAGUUGUGAUUGGACGUUAAACAGGAUUUGUCUAGGACACCCAAUGGACAGACAGGACAGGGGUGAAAUGACGUUCUGAGUUAACUACACUCCAGGACUUGUCUAGGACACCCAAUGGACAGACAGGACAGGGGUGAAAUGACGUUCUGAGUUAACUACACUCCAGGACUUGUCUAGGACACCCAAUGGACAGACAGGACAGGGGUGAAAUGACGUUCUGAGUUAACUACACUCCAGGACUUGUCUAGGACACCCAAUGGACAGACAGGACAGGGGUGAAAUGACGUUCGGGGGAGGUUCUACCAGAAUUGAGCAAAUCCGAAACGCUGAAAAAUGUAUUUUUGUUGAUUCUUUGUAUUUUGUCUCAUUGGUUGUUUUUCCUCCUUGGUUAGGAGCUGCUACAGUGUUUCCCAAGUCCCCCCCUUUACCAGUGUUUCCCAAG
This is a messenger RNA of Oncorhynchus nerka (sockeye salmon), 3667 nucleotides long. RefSeq names its product palmitoyltransferase ZDHHC7-like. Gene Ontology annotation, molecular function: palmitoyltransferase activity. The transcript is spliced from 9 exons. Lineage: Eukaryota; Metazoa; Chordata; Actinopteri; Salmoniformes; Salmonidae. Bases 524 to 1456 code for a protein of 310 amino acids. The record is from RefSeq and is a predicted model, not a curated record.